AUGGCCGACUCUCCUCUUCAGUUCGCGACGUUCACGUCGGAAAUAGAGCUGCCCUUUUAUUCGGCUCUGUUUGCGUCCAAGCUCGAUUACGACAAACUCGAUGACUCGGCAAGAAACGUGCUUGGUCUGUAUGAGGCAAGGGUCCAAGAACCAGAGGCGAGCUGCAAGAUGCAGAUUUUAGGAAACGCCCUCACAAGUCAAACUGCUCCCCUUGGCAUCGCCAGAGGAGAAGGCAUUAUAAAAAACGUCAAUACUCUGGAGGAUUUCAAAAAGAUGGACAAGGCGGCCAUGAUCAAGACCUCAGGCAGACAGAUCUGGGACGCGAUCAACGACGGUACCAUUUACUCGGUGCCUUCUCUGCUCUCGUCUUUUGUCAUUCUCUCCUACGCCGAUUUGAAAAAGUACAAAUUCACCUACUGGUUUGCGUUUCCCGCCUUGCAUUCAGACCCGCAGUGGAAGAGAUGCGGACCAAGCGAGAGGUUCACCGCCGAUGAAAGCACAGCCCUCGUGGAUAGAGUCGGGACCUGGCGGUACAGCGUUGAUAGCCGGGAGCAUGGCUUCUUCCUCGCAAAAAAAGUCCGCGACGGCCAGGAGGUGGAGACUGAGGACAUGGAGGGGACGGCUGGCAAGUUAUCCUUCCGGUGGCAGGUAGCCUCGUUGCGAUGCUUCGAGGAAGGCUUCUUCAACGCGGAACCGGAGGAGGAUUGUUACGUCGCCUUUGUCGACCCGUCGACGUACGCGGACGGGCCAGGAUGGCCCCUGAGGAACCUGCUGGUUCUGAUUCGACAGCGUUUUCGCCUGUCGAGAGUCAAGAUCCUGUGUUAUCGAGACACGUGGGCCAGGAGGCACGAAGCCAGGAGCCUUGUGCUCCCCAUCGAGGUCAAGCGUGCGCAAGCGACGGAGAUGACGGAGAUGCCCAAGGUGACGGGGUGGGAGAGAUCGCGGAACGGAAAGCUGCAAGCACAGCUCGCCAACCUGGGAGAGUACAUGGACCCGGUGCGCCUGGCGGAUUCGUCUGUCGACCUGAACCUCAAGUUGAUGAAGUGGCGCGUUGCGCCCGAUCUGGAUCUGGACCUGAUCAAGAAGACCAAAUGCCUCCUGCUGGGCGCCGGCACCCUGGGAGGCUACGUGUCGAGAAACCUGCUGGGCUGGGGCGUGAGGAAAGUCACCUUUGUCGACUACGGCCGGGUGUCGUACUCGAAUCCCGUGCGGCAACCGCUCUUCGAGUUUAGCGACUGCGCGGACGGGGGCCGGCCCAAGGCGGCGGCGGCGGCGGCCAUGCUGAAGCGCAUCUACCCGGGGGUCGAGAGCGAGGGGCAUUCUCUGUCGGUGCCCAUGCUGGGACACGCCUUCACGGACGAGGCCAAGACCAAGGCCGAUCUGGAGAAGCUCGAGGGCCUGAUCGAGGCCCACGACGCCGUCUUCCUGCUCAUGGACACGCGCGAGUCGCGGUGGCUGCCUACCGUCAUUGGGAAAGCUCGAGGGAAGAUUGUGAUGAAUGCCGCGCUUGGGUUUGACUCGUACGUUGUCAUGCGGCACGGUUCCGAAACCAGGGAUGACGGGCAGACGAGCUCUCUCGGCUGCUACUUUUGCAACGACGUAGUGGCUCCAGCGGAUUCGAUGAAGGACCAGACUCUCGAUCAGCAAUGCACCGUGACGAGGCCCGGCGUCGCGGCCAUGGCGUCCGCCCUCCUGGUCGAGCUCCUCACCAGCCUCCUGCAGCACCCGCUAGGCAAGGACGCGCCUGCGCCGCAGCCCACGGCGGGAAGCGCGCCGGACCGAGACCCUCCCCAUCACCCGCUCGGCCUGGUCCCCCACCAGAUCCGCGGCUACGUGUCGACGUUUCAGAACAUUGUCGUCCGCGGCCAGCCGUACGACUGCUGCAGCGCGUGCAGCCCCAGGAUCCUGAGCGCGUACCGCGCAGAAGGGUGGGGGUUUGUGAAGAGGGCGCUGCAGGAGAAGGAGUUUGUGGCCGAGCUGUCGGGGUUGGCCGAGGUGCAGCGCCGAGCCGAGGAGUUGGCCGGAGAGUUGGACUGGGAGGAGGAGGAGGACGAGCUGGCAGAGGGGGGGGAGUUACUCUGA
Messenger RNA from Ustilaginoidea virens, 2082 nucleotides. RefSeq lists its product as uncharacterized. Gene Ontology annotation, biological process: cellular response to nitrogen starvation; autophagy of mitochondrion; protein modification by small protein conjugation. Gene Ontology annotation, molecular function: Atg12 activating enzyme activity; Atg8 activating enzyme activity. The record is from RefSeq and is a predicted model, not a curated record. The transcript is spliced from 4 exons. Gene Ontology annotation, cellular component: phagophore assembly site; cytoplasm. The coding region runs from base 1 to 2082 and encodes 693 amino acids. Lineage: Eukaryota; Fungi; Ascomycota; Sordariomycetes; Hypocreales; Clavicipitaceae.